AAAAACCAUCAUCAUCAUUAUAGUCAUUCGUCGCACUUUUGCUACUGAAACAAGUUGGAAAAACCCCCGGGCCCCAAGAGCAAAAAAAAAACAGUUGGUUCACUUGUAUUGCGGGCAUCAAGAAUCAGUUGCGACCGACUGUAGGCAGCGCAAUCCGAAAGCGACAGUAUAGUGCGUUAUAGUGGUUACUAGUGUAUUGGGUGGAACAUCAGUAGUGCACGGCGGCGUUGCGAUCCACGGUCAGUCAGUGCUAUUGGGUCGUGUUGUAACAACCAUCUAUCUGGACCUCAAUAAAAAGGAAACGCUAUAGGAAACAGUACCCCUACGAAGUGCAAAGGAACGUGUUAGUCGGUUCAGUGGCAGGAAACUAGUUGCAUUUAAUUGUUAGUGAUUUUUGUGUGUGUAAAGCGGUAGAUUCCGGUAAACAGGAUACAAUGGAUGAUCUUCCCCCAGAACAAGUCGCAAUUUUGCAAAAGGCCUUCAACAGUUUCGACCGUGAUAAGACUGGCAGCAUCUCGUCCGACAUGGUCGCUGAGAUUCUGCGGCUGAUGGGACAACCGUUCGACAGACAGAUCCUCGAGGAGAUGAUUGAGGAGGUCGACGAGGAUAAAUCCGGACACAUUGAAUUCGAGGAGUUCGUCACGCUGGCAGCCAAGUUCAUCGUUGAGGAGGACGAAGAGGCGCUGCAUAAGGAACUGAAGGAAGCGUUUCGUCUGUACGAUAAGGAGGGUAACGGCUUCAUUCCAACCUCGUGCUUGCGUGAAAUUUUACGGGAACUAGACGAUCAGCUGUCCGAAGAGGAUCUGGACAUGAUGAUCGAGGAAAUCGACUCCGACGGUUCGGGAACGGUCGAUUUUGAUGAGUUCAUGGAGAUGAUGACUGGUUAAACCGAAACAACUCAAAUUCUUCGCAUUAUCCGAUUUCGUCAGCUCGCGUAACAGCCGCGCAAAUACCCUUGAUGAAGCUAUCAUUCUCUUUUAUAUAUUAUUAUAAAACACGCAUAUUAUACAGAUCGCAUUGUUGAAAGGAAAGAAAUGUAAAUCUUCACGUCUAAAGGAGCAUGAAGCAUCUGUUUGAAUGUAUUGUUAUUUUACAAGAGUUCUUAGCGUUAGCAAUUUUGUAUUAUGUCUGAGAUUUAAAAAAAAAUUAUGAAAACCACUUUUCCGGUUAUAGUUUGCGAAUUCGUUCGUUUACUCUGUUAAGUGUGCCAAACUCGCCAACACUAUUCGUAAUCUUUAAGUUCUAUAGGCCAAAGCGACACAAUCGAAAGCUUCGGAUAUGAAACCUACUAGUAUAUUAUACAAUGGAAACUUUGAAAAUCUCACAAUCUGUUUUUAUUUUUAACUGUAAUGUAGCAUUGUUUGUAUCUGCUGAAUUCCCAUGUCUAAUAGUAAAUAAAAACAAGUUCAAAUGAAAA
Molecule: messenger RNA, 1417 nt
Organism: Topomyia yanbarensis
Lineage: Eukaryota; Metazoa; Arthropoda; Insecta; Diptera; Culicidae
Product: troponin C-like
Exons: 5
Coding region: 435-887 (150 amino acids)
Molecular function (GO): calcium ion binding; enzyme regulator activity
Source: RefSeq, a predicted model, not a curated record